AUGCUAUGCUUCAAGGGAAGCAAAGGCUACAAGGUGGUACCAAAAAAGAAGGAGGUCAAGGCAGCGACUUCAGCUUCAACUUCAACUUCGACUAAUCAGACAUCUGCACCGAGAACCAGAAAUGGCACUGGCACUGGCACUGCCGCUGUGACUCAGCCCACGAAUAGAGUGGCUGCAAAAAGUACCCGUCCUUCCCCUGAUCGAUCUAGGAAUCCUCCAUACUCAAAUUCUCGCCCUUCUCCCUCUCGAAGACACAACACUGAGCAGGGCCCUCCUAUUCAACCGCCUCGCCAACAGUCCAAAGUUGCGCGCACCAACAACAUGGCCUCCCAAAAUGGCAUCUUCUAUGGGCGAGCGGACUCAGCCAUUACGAGUGGUUUUGGAGACGAUGAGAGUGCUACUGCAGUGCAAAAUCCAACGAGCAAAUCUCAAGGCUCAUCAUCAAGCAACACGGCUCAGUCUCAAGCACACGACAGAAUUCCAUCCCAUGAACGACCGGUAAUAAACACCGCCGCCGCUGCCGCUUCAUCUUCAUCUUCGUCCUCUGCUAGCCCGUACGUUGAUCUGCCCGAGUCACUAGACAGUGAUGCUACAACAACAAGGGCAAUAGACAGACGAGAGUGUAUUGUCUGUAGCGACAUCAAAGCUACAGAUUCUUUUCCAGAUUUCGUCACUUCAAAAUGCACGCACACCCCUUCUAUAUGUUUGGAUUGCAUGGAGCGAUCAAUCCAAGUGGGCAUGAAAAGUAAACGCUGGACCGAUAUCAGAUGUGAUGAGUGCCAAGAAAAUCUAGAAUAUAACGACAUUCAGCGCUUUGCCGAUGAACACACAAUUGCCAAAUACGAAAGACAGGCGCUCCGAGCUGCUGUGGAAGAAGAUGAGAACUUCUUCUGGUGUACCUCUGAUUGCGGCUCUGGGCAGAUCCACGACUCUGGGUCUGCUCAACCCAUCGUCGUUUGCAUUAAAUGCAGUCAUCGCUCAUGUUUUCGCCACGGAGUCAACUGGCAUGAAGAUUUAUCUUGCGAGGAGUAUGAUCGGCUUCAAGAAGAUCCGGAUUUCCGUGGCCACUUGGAGCUUGAAAAUGAAAGGUGGUCGAAGGCCCAAGCAGCUCAAGCAGCUCAAGAAGAGGCAGAUCGGGACCUCGCUAGCAGGUUCGUCGCCAAAGAAAAGGCUAAAAUUAAGCGCCAAGAGGCGCAGGAUCAGAGAGAGAGAGAGCGAGAGCGAGAGAGACAGAAGAGUCAACGAGAACGAGAACGAGAGAGACAGAAGUAUCAAGAGAGGCGACGAGAGCUAGAGCGAGAGAAGCAGGAGAGGCAACGAUUACGGGUACGAGAGAGACAGGAGAAUCAGGAGAGGCAACGAGAACGAGCACGAGAGAGACAGAAGAAUCAGGAAAGGCAACGAGAGCUAGAGCGAGAAAGACAGGAGAGGCAACGAGCUCUUCGCGAAAAAGCAUCGGCUCAGAAGGCCGCAGAAGAAAGGCGCCAAAUUGCAACCAGAAGAAAAAUGGAAGAGGCGAAGAGCAUUGCCACAUUGAGAGCCACAACAAAACCAUGUGGAGGAUGCGGAUGGGCUAUCGAGAAGAAUUCCGGCUGUUCACAUAUGACGUGUAAGUUCCUUGCCACCUUUGCUAUUUUUUAUCUUUCCGCACAUGCAAGUCUUGCUAUAAUGCUGCUUCACUAUCACGGGUACCGUGCGUUCACAUAGGUCUUCCACGUUGGCCACGUUAUAUGGACACUAAUCAUAGCAGGUCGGAAAUGCAAUUACCAAUUCUGUUGGACCUGCGGCAAGCCAUGGAGCAGAACACACUUGUGUCUUGGCUUUUUCUAGCGUUCAAACUGAUUAAAUUGAGUAGUGCCAAUGGGUCUGCACCAAGUAGCUGAGAAAUGCAACAGGAUCCAUGGGCACUACUCAAGUUACUUGGUUUAUACGGUUCAAAAUGUGGGCAUGAAUUCUGCUGGGAUUGCGGCGCCGACCAUCGGGCUAUCAUGAGAGGCGAUAACAGCCUGCAUAAGGAGACAUGCCGGUUUCAUCCUCGCAACCGGGGGAGUGGGUAAGAUAUUGGACUAGGCUUUGAGAGGAUGGUUGACAUGAGAGGUUUGGCGGAUGGGUUGAGAGCCAUGACACCCCCGGGGAUGUGUACAAAGCUCUGUUCUUUGAGUUGCCUCGACUAUGUAUAACGCAAAGCCAGCUCGGUUGUCCAUGCUGAGAUUUGGCAAGUGGUUGUAUAUCUCAAUAUAUCACAAACAUGCAGGAUACCAUCAAGUGGUUGGCGAUGAAGCUGUUUCAAUUAUUGCCUGUAAUAUACUACCACAUCAAGAAAACACUUUACGCCGAUGUCUA
Molecule: messenger RNA, 2343 nt
Organism: Fusarium odoratissimum NRRL 54006
Lineage: Eukaryota; Fungi; Ascomycota; Sordariomycetes; Hypocreales; Nectriaceae
Exons: 5
Coding region: 1-1707 (568 amino acids)
Biological process (GO): protein polyubiquitination; ubiquitin-dependent protein catabolic process; positive regulation of proteasomal ubiquitin-dependent protein catabolic process
Cellular component (GO): ubiquitin ligase complex; cytoplasm
Molecular function (GO): ubiquitin protein ligase activity; zinc ion binding; ubiquitin conjugating enzyme binding
Source: RefSeq, a predicted model, not a curated record